Molecule: messenger RNA, 168 nt
Organism: Colletotrichum truncatum
Lineage: Eukaryota; Fungi; Ascomycota; Sordariomycetes; Glomerellales; Glomerellaceae
Source: RefSeq, a predicted model, not a curated record
AUGCCGGGCCGAAGACGCCUAAAAGCUCGCCCCUUGGCUAUUCAAUUCUUUGUGUUAUAUAGUCGAAUGAUAUUUUUGCUUCUUGAUUGUCAUCUGAUGGACCGAGGACUGAGGACCUUCUCAGAUUCAGGACAGCCUCGCGACCUUAAUUGUUUUUGUAGACAGUAG